AUGGCAAGUCUGAUAAUGGCUACGCCGUUCCCAGGUUCUAUCGCUCAAUGCAAGAAGACAAAUAACUUGUCUGUUCAGAGAGCCUUUAGAGUAACAUCUAUGCAGAUAGAGAAACCGUUGGAGGAGCUAUACAAUGUUAAAGUGGAACGGAAAGUGUCAAAGAAACGGUUAGAGGAGCUCGGGGUUUCGAGAUGGUCGGUUUGGAAGACAGGGAAAUGCAAAUUGCCAUGGGAUUGGCAAGUGGAUCAGUUGGUUUACAUAGAAGAAGGCGAGGUUCGUGUUGUACCCGAAGGAAGCAAGAGGUUUAUGCAGUUUUUAGCUGGAGAUCUUGUUCGGUAUCCGAAAUGGUUAGAGGCUGAUCUUUUCUUUAACGCUCCUUAUCGUGAGCGAUAUUGUUUCAAGGCGUAUGGUGAUGAUUGA
Molecule: messenger RNA, 420 nt
Organism: Arabis nemorensis
Lineage: Eukaryota; Viridiplantae; Streptophyta; Magnoliopsida; Brassicales; Brassicaceae
Source: the annotation of a GenBank genome assembly